GCCCACUGAGUAGGAACUUUGAGGAGAUUCAGGUACUUGCUUGACCACUGAAGGCCAAUUUCGAAAUUUUACAGCGCCACUAUGAGGAUUUUGGACACGUGCUGCCCCUUAGCUCUAGCUUUUGCCGCGUGUUUACACCAUCGACUCCAGCUGUUCUUUCUCACGCAAGUCUCAUCUUACCAUCUUUACCACCGACUACCUCUGCUCUUUGGGGAAAACUUCAAAUUCCUCCUGCUUUGGUCCAUCUCUUUUCCUUUUCUUUCUCGCUGUUAGGGUUUGUUGUGUCAGUCUGCUGGGCUAUCCGGUUAGUUUACUUGCCGCUAGGAGUACCGACGCUUCAAAAAAUUUACAUUAAUGGAUCAUCGACAAUCAAAAAGUAGUUCUCGCUCAACGAACGAAGCUGAUGAUAAAAAUACCAAACACCGUAAAAUAGAUGAUUGUGUAACAAUGACUCAAAAGGAAAAAAGGUUGUUGCAACGCCGCCUCAAAUAUCGACAAGCAGCAACCAAUCGCCUUCUUGCAAAUAUAAAUCAUGUCAAUCCCAUUAAAUCAAUAUUUCAAAUCCAGGAUGAUUUUACGGUCGGAGUCUCUUGUUCUACUUCAGAAACAGUUACAGAGCGAUCAACUAUUCCUUCAUUGGAUGUCUCUGACAAAGGAAAAGAUCUGCUUGAUCCUUUUCAUGUUUUUGAAAAAGGUUCAACUUCGGGUACCGCAAAUGAAUCACGUACUCCAACCUUUGGAACAAUCAUAACUAACGGUCGUAUAGAGAAUAAGAAAAGUAUGACUAAUCUUAAUCGACUACGCUCAGAAUAUGUUCCAUUAAAGAAAGUUCCACACUGUACAUUCUGCUAUGCAAAAAAAUUUCAGUAUGAAUCACCUGGAUUUUGUUGUAAUAAUGGUACAGUCAAGUUUACCACUCACCGAAUGCCAGUUAGGUUGAGAAAUUUAUAUCUAGGAAAUGACGCAGAAAGCAAGCACUUUCAAACGUACAUUAGAACAUAUAACAAUCUAUUUGCAUUUACUUCACUUGGUGUCAGUUAUGAUAAAGAUUUAGCCAAAAGAAACCGUGGUAUCUACACGUUCAGAGUUCAAGGGCAGAUGUAUCAUCUGAUAGAUGAUUUAUAUCCCAGAGAAAAAAGGCCGAGAAAUUUGCAAUUGUACUUUUAUGAUAAUGCAAAUGAGGUUGGAAAUAGAAUGGCUUGCUCCGAUAAAAUAAACGAAUCGAUAGUCAAGGACUUGAUGGACAUACUAAAAGAUAAUCCCUACUCUAUAUUUCUUCGAUCUUUAACAGACAUUCCAAAUUUGCAAAACUUUCAUAUAACAUUAAAAUGUGAUGCGGGAUUGGAUCAACGUGUAUACAAUCUGCCUACUACGACUGAGAUUGCUGCAAUAUGGGUUGAUGAAAAUGAUAGUCGUGCUACUCAUGCACCGCAUGUUCAAAUUUAUACUCAAAGCGACAAAACACACAGAGUAAAUUAUUAUUUUGGAUGCUAUGAUCCUUUACAAUAUCCAUUGUUAUUUCCACAUGGUCAAGGUGGGUGGCACUGUGGUAUUAAGAAGUUUCACGGGGCAAAAAAUUUUCCUAGAGAUCAUACUUUAUUUGAAUUUGAACACUUGCCGAAUGUAAAGAAUUUUACCUCCGUUGAUGGAUAUCUCGAUAUGGAAGCUCAAAAUCUACAAAAAGGAAAACGCAAAAGAGAUGCAGUUUCGGUUCGUGAAUACUAUUGUUACAAACUCCAAAUGAGAAAUGAUGAUGAAGAUGAAAUUCUACAUACAGGAAGACUAUUUCAGCAGUAUUCAGUUGAUGAAUAUAUAAAAUUGGAGACUCAAAGAUUGGAUUUUGUUACAUUCAAUCAAGAUUUGUUUAGAAUGAGUAUGUUGCAAGGACUUCUCGACAUUUUAAGACUUGGUGAACGAGAUGCUUCUAACGUUGGAAAACAAACAUUUUUGCCUAAUUCCUUUGUAGGAGGCCCUAGAGAUAUGCGCCAACGAUAUAUGGAUGCUAUUGCAUUAGUACAAUCUUUUGGGAAACCUGAUUUGUUUAUAACUAUGACAUGCAAUCCAUCUUGGAUGGAAAUAGAGGAACAUUUAUCAUCAAGUGAUGAGGCGCAAAAUAGACCUGAUUUGAUUAGCCGGGUGUUCAGAGCCAAAAUAGAAGAGUCGAAGACGGAUAUAUUAAAGAGAAAUAUCUUUGGGAAAGUUACCGCUUUUAUGUACACUGUUGAGUUUUAGAAACGAGGUUUACCCCAUGCUCAUUUUCUUAUUAUAUUAAGUAAUGAGCAUAAAUUGUUGACUGCUGAGGCAUACGAUGAUAUAAUUAAAGCAGAAUUACCAGACGAUAAUGCAGAACCAAAUUUGCGUAAACUUGUUCUUAAGCAUAUGAUGCACGAUCCUUGUGGUAAUUUAGAUCUGACAAAUUCUUGUAUGAACAAAAAGGGUUGUUGUAAGUUCAAAUAUCCAAAAGAUUUUGCUGAUCAAACAUUAAAAGGAAAUGAUUCUUAUCCAAGUUAUAGAAGACGGAAUACAGGAGAAGUUGUACAAGUGAGAAAAAAAUAUUUAGACAACUCUUGGGUUGUUCCGUACAAUCCAUAUUUACUUGGAAAAUUUAACUGUCACAUAAAUAUCGAAGUUUGUUCAAACAUCAAAGUCAUGAAAUAUCUUUACAAAUACAUUUGUAAAGGACAUGACAAAAUAGCAUUUUCUGUACAGAAUAAUGAUACAAAUAUAGAGAUAGAUGAAGUCAAAGAGUAUCAGUCUGCUAGAUGGGUAUCACCUCCAGAAGCUAUAUGGCGUCUCUUUGGUUUUCCUAUUAGUGAAAUGUCGCCGAAUGUCUAUCGUCUUCAACUACAUCUUGAAGGCCAGCAAUUUGUUUCUUUUAAAAGCAAUAUUGAUAUAAAUACGAUUGUGAAUAAUCCAAUGAUAAAAAAAACAAUGUUAACAGAAUUCUUCUACAUGAACGAAACUGAUGAAGAUGCUAAAGAGCUCAAUUUAUUGUACAAAGAAUUUUCUGAAUACUUUGUGUGGUCCUCUACUGAUAAAUUUUGGGCACGUCGAAAACAACGUUCUGCUAUUGGUCGCAUUGUAACGUGUCACAACAGAAGGAGAACGAUAUUAUCUAAGGUUACUACUAUUGCAUGUGCGAGGACCUACAUCUUAUAAGGAUCUUUUGACAGUAAAUGGGGAACCUUGUAGUACUUUUAGAGAUUCCGUGGAAAAAAGAGGAUUGUUACACUGUGAUAACAGUUUGAUAGAAUGCAUGUCUGAAGCUGCAAAUUAUCAAAUGCCAUAUAGUUUAAGGCGUUUGUUUGCUACUUUAUUAGUAUAUUGUAAUCCUACUAAUCCAAGAAAAUUAUGGGAGCAAUUUGAAGAGUCAAUGAUCGAAGACUAUAAAGUGUUACAAAAUAUAGAAAGAAGAGAAAUUCGAUAUCAAGCUCUGAAUAAUAUCAACGAUAUUUUAUAUUUUAUGGGUCAUGAUAUAAAUGAGUAUGAACUCAUCCCAGAAACUAUCAAGCCUUCUACAGCAGCAAAUGAAGCAAAAGAGGUUCAUUUUGAAAGAUCUAUUAUUGUCCGUGAAGAUGACGUGUUGUUGCAUACGAGAUUAAACAAAGAUCAGCUGAUAGCAUAUAACAUGAUUAUUGAUAGAGUAUUUUCAAAUAAAGCCGGCGCAUUUUUUAUCGAUGGUCCUGGAGGAACUGGAAAAACUUUUUUAUAUCGUGCUUUACUAGCAACUCUACGGUCCAUGGGAUACAUAGCUUUGGCCACAGCUACCUCUGGUGUCGCUGCUUCUACUCUCCCGGGUGGACGCACUGCACAUUCUCGCUUUAAAAUUCCCAUUGAUAUUGAUGAAAAUAGUACCUGUAACUUUAGUAAACAAAGUUCACUUGCAAGUCUAAUUCGAGAUGCAAAGUUGAUUGUGUGGGAUGAAGUAUCUAUGGCAAAUAAACGAAUGUUGGAAGUCUUUGAUUUGCUUUUACAAGAUCUCACAAAUACAAAUAUUUUAUUUGGUGGAAAAGUUGUCGUUUUAGGGGGUGAUUUUAGACAAACUCUUCCCGUUGUCAGAAAUGGAAAGAAGGAAGAUUUCAUUAAUGAAAGUUUGUUAUAUUCUAGUAUCUGGAAUGAACUUGAAAAAUUACACCUCUCAGAGAACAUGAGAGCUAAAACAGAUCCUGCAUUUUGUGCUUACUUGAUGAGUAUUGGAAAUGGACAAGAACAAGCUAGCUCAACAAACAUGAUUAAAUUUCCGGAUUCUUUAGUCAUUCCUUUUACAACCGAACGUGAAUCUUUACAUAAAUUAUUCAGAGAGACAUAUCCAAGUUUGAAUUGCUUCAACUCUAAUUCAUUCUGUACAGAUUCCCGUGUAAUUUUGACAACAAAAAAUGAUUUUGUCAAUGAAAUAAAUGACAUGCUUAUUGAUCAAUUCCCCGGAGAAGUAAGAACAUUUAUCGGCAUUGAUGAGACUACUGAACUAAAUAAUCAAACACAAUUUGAAGAUUUAUUGCACAGUUUAAUCCACCUAGCUUGCCUCCUUAUAAAUUAUCUUUGAAAGAAAAUUGCCCGAUUAUGCUAUUACGAAAUUUAAAUCCUUAUGAAGGUUUAUGCAAUGGCACACGAUUAACCUGCUGCGAUUUUAAAACACAUAUUAUAAGUGCUAAGAUAACUACAGGUGAUUUCAAAAAUACACAUGUAUUUAUACCAAGAAUACCAUUAUUAUCAUCACAAGAUGAAAAGAUGCAUGUUCCAUUUAAAAGAACACAAUUUCCAAUUAGAUUAUGCUUUGCUAUGACCAUAAAUAAAGCACAAGGUCAAACUUUGGAUUUCGUUGGAAUUUAUUUGCGGGAACCUGUAUUUUCACAUGGUCAACUUUAUGUUGCCUUAUCAAGAGCAAAAAGUUCAGCCUAUUUGAAAUUGUUGAUUCGACCACCUACACCAACUAGCCAUGAUGAUCAUUCUACCUGCAACAUAGUUUAUGACAAGAUUAUUCAGAAAGCAACGGGGUAAUGCUUCUGCUGUCAGGUGAUUUCAUAAGUUAUUUGUUAUUCUUUUACCUUAUUAUCCUAUAUUUGGUCAUAAGUGCGCAUUAUGAGCUUUCACUAUUUUGUUCUUAUGAUGAAGUUUUAGUUUCUAACAGAUGAUCGACUAUUGAACUAGGAAUAACGACUAAUCAAACUUUUUCCUAUAACAUUUCUCCAUAUUUCUCUACACUGUCUCCCCUUUUCUUUUGGUGAUAUCAUCUUUCUCAUUGUUGCUCUGAUAUUAUUCUUUUUUGCAUCAUUUGAUCUCAUUUAACUUUAAGGUCUCCUCUUCACUGACAAUUGCAGGAUCCAAAGGGAGUAAAUAUGUGUUGUAUUCGAGCAAAGAGGAAUAUCUUACAUGCAUAUAGGCUUCCAAAGACUUGUUACAGGUGCUCUGCGGUAUACAUUGGAUGAUGUGCCGAAGCACAAACAAUAACGUAAAAAGGAUACACAACGCAGUGUAAUUAAACACUUGAUUCAAGGAGCUAAAACCACUAUAAUCUGCACUUUCUUGUAUUUCCAUAUCUGUCGCAGAACCAGCUUGCUCAGGAGAAAAAUAGGUACAAUAUUCAUCUAGCUUUUAUAGCUGCACAAGGGAAUUCCUUGAUUGUGUCUGACUAUGGCCAGGAUGCUUUAGCUCCUGAAAGAAAGAAGGCAAAAAUGCUCAAUUUUUUAGCUGCGUACGACAGAACUAUCAGAACUACUGUUAGACUUGCCGCCAAAUAGAAGGAAGCUAACGAAACACUUGAUCUAUAGUAUCAAAUUUGAAAUACGCGAGUUCGGACUUGUUCACACACUUUUAGGACGGGCACGCUGGAUCCCAUCAAUAAAAUAUGCAGCUGGAUGCGUGAAAGGUUACAUAGUAUGAGCCUCUAUAAAUACUCCAGCGCAGAAGUGUUGCCGUUGUCACUAUGUGCGCCAUGUUCGAGAUAUCAAACAAUGCAAAACUAGAGGAGCUUUGAUGGAAAUUGUAUUUACAGGCUUGUGAAGGUGCUACUGGAAAGCUAUAAGUUUUUGUGUUACAUAUGAAUUAGAAAUAGAGGGAUUAGAAAAAACAUCAUUUAUGUAGUAGCUAUCUAUGGUCUCCUGUUACUCUCUAACAUUUUAGUAACAGAUCUGUAUCUUCUCUUUCUCUUCUAAACACAAACUCACCUUCUUGCUAACGACAGUACAACUUUGUUCA
Molecule: messenger RNA, 6195 nt
Organism: Nicotiana attenuata
Lineage: Eukaryota; Viridiplantae; Streptophyta; Magnoliopsida; Solanales; Solanaceae
Exons: 11
Coding region: 355-2232 (625 amino acids)
Source: RefSeq, a predicted model, not a curated record